Molecule: messenger RNA, 2238 nt
Organism: Mucor velutinosus
Lineage: Eukaryota; Fungi; Mucoromycota; Mucoromycetes; Mucorales; Mucoraceae
Product: DNA replication licensing factor MCM7
Exons: 6
Coding region: 1-2238 (745 amino acids)
Biological process (GO): DNA replication; DNA strand elongation involved in DNA replication; DNA replication initiation
Cellular component (GO): MCM complex; nucleus
Molecular function (GO): ATP binding; single-stranded DNA helicase activity; ATP hydrolysis activity
Source: RefSeq, a predicted model, not a curated record
AUGGCAGCUCUUUUACCUGUAACCAUUCAAAAUGUCAAUUACCAGGAGGAUAAAGGCUUUCUCGAUAGUUUCUUUAGAGGGUACAAGGAAACCAUCCCUGGAGCCAUGGGAGACGAGGAGGUGAAUGUGAAAUAUGACAAUCUUUUGCAAAAUGUAGUGGAUAGAGAGCAAUCGGUUAUUGUCGUUGAAUUGGACGACUUGUUAAAGUUUGAAGAUGAUCUCAACGAAGUCAAUAACCGUGGUAUUGUCAAUCGCAUUGUUAGAAACACAAAGCACUAUGUCGACAUUACUUGUGAUGUGAUUGACUCUAUCUGUGCCAGCAAACAACCUACCAAUGCUGACCUGAGCUACAAGGACAGUGUACUCGAUGUGAUUAUUCGUCAGAGAAGCAACCGUGAUGCCAAUAGACCCAACGAUUCAGACGAGCGUUUCCCUCCUUCCUUGACACGUCGCUACGAGGUCUUUUUCAAACCAUUGAGCUCAUCCAGCGCUUUCGCAGUUCGUGAAAUCAAGGGCUCUUCUUUGGGCCAUCUUGUCACUGUGCGUGGUAUCAUCACCCGUGUCUCUGAUGUCAAACCCUUCCUCCAGGUCAACACCUACAGUUGUGAUUCUUGUGGCUAUGAAAUCUUCCAAGAGAUCAAGCAAAGACAGUUCACGCCUUUGACAGAGUGUCCCUCAGAAGCAUGUCAACAAAACAACGUCAAGGGUAAGCUCUACAUGCAAACCAGAGCAUCCAAGUUUUUGGCUUUCCAAGAGGUCAAAUUGCAGGAAUUGACAGAUCAAGUGCCUGUGGGUCAUAUCCCUCGUACAAUGACAAUGCACAUGUAUGGCGCUGCUUGUCGUCAACUCACGCCUGGCGAUGUCGCCAAUGUCAGCGGUAUCUUUUUGCCUAUGCCUUACACUGGCUUCAGAGCCCUUCGUGCUGGUCUCUUGACAGACACCUACUUGGACGUGCAAUACGUGCACCGUCUCAAGAAGCAAUACGACGAAAUUGAGAUGACCGCUGCUGAUGAACAGAUCAUUGAGCAGCUCAAGCAAGAUCCCAAUGUGUACAGCCGUUUGGCUCGCAGUAUUGCCCCUGAAAUUUACGGUCAUGACGAUGUAAAAAAGGUAUUGUUGCUCUUGCUGGUAGGUGGUGUCAACAAGACCAUUGGUGACGGCAUGAAGAUCCGUGGUGAUAUCAAUAUUUGUCUGAUGGGUGAUCCGGGUGUUGCUAAAUCUCAGUUGCUCAAAUUCAUUGCCAAGGUGGCUCCUCGUGGUGUCUAUACAACAGGCCGUGGUUCCUCUGGUGUCGGUUUGACAGCUGCUGUCAUGAGAGAACCUGUUACAGAUGAGAUGAUCUUAGAAGGCGGUGCUUUGGUAUUGGCUGAUAACGGUAUCUGCUGUAUUGAUGAAUUCGACAAGAUGGAUGAUUCAGACAGAACAGCUAUUCACGAAGUGAUGGAACAACAGACAAUCAGUAUCUCAAAGGCCGGUAUCAAUACGACACUCAAUGCGCGUGCUUCCAUUUUAGCCGCUGCUAAUCCCCUUUAUGGACGCUACAAUACCCGCAUGUCUCCCACACAAAACAUCAAUCUGCCCGCUGCUUUGCUCUCCCGUUUUGAUAUUCUCUACUUGAUCCUAGACAAGCCUUCUGAUGACAUGGAUCGUCUUUUGGCUGAGCAUGUUACCUAUGUCCAUACUCACAACAAGCCACCUCAAAUGGAUUUCAACGCAUUAGAACCUCAUAUGAUUAGACAUUAUGUGGCCCAUGCUAGAAGCAAACGUCCUGUGCUCACACCUGAAGUCUCUGAAUAUGUCACAAGCGCCUAUGUUGGAUUAAGACGACAAUACAAGCUCGACGAAGAUCGCCAACAACAAUUCACUUACGCAUCCGCACGUACCUUAUUGGGCAUUAUUCGUAUGGCUCAAGCUUUGGCUCGUAUUCGCUUAGCAGACGUAGUUACACCUGCCGAUGUGGAUGAAGCUUUGAGAUUGAUUGAUGUAUCCAAAUCAUCGUUGGAUGACGAUAGUCAAAGACGCGGUGGUCGUCAUGAUACAUCUCCCCUGAGCGGCAUCUUUAAUAUCGUGAAAGAAUUGGCCCAGGAACGCAGUGAAAGUGGGUUCGCUUUGUCUAUUGUUAGAAAUCGUGUUGCUUCAAGAGGUUAUACUGAAGCUCAAUUGGAUGAGGCCAUUCGUGAAUACACUGCAUUAGAUAUCUGGCAAGUGAGUGAUUCUCGUCUUCAAAUUGUUCAUUAG